UCAGCCCCACGGCCCCAACAGCAGCGCUCGGUGUCGGAGAUGCAGCACCGUGUGCGUGGCGCAGCCAAGGGCUCGAGAGGAGAAGAAAGGGACCAUCGAGAACGGGGACCUGGAAAAGGAGAAGAGGAACGCGGUGCGGUUCCUGCGCUGCCCCGCGGCCAUGACCGUCAUGCACCUGGCCAAGUUCCUGCGCAACAAGAUGGAUGUGCCCAGCAAGUACCAGGUGGAGGUCCUCUACGGAGAUGAGCCCCUGAGGGAGUACUACACGCUGAUGGACAUCGCCUACAUCUACCCCUGGAGGAGGAACGGCCCGCUGCCGCUCAAGUACCGGGUGCAGCCGACCUGCAAGCGCCUCAAGCUGCCGCAGCCGCCCACCUCCGAGUGCACCAACACCAGCGGCGCCUCCGAGUGCGAAUCGCUCAGCGACAAAGCGCACAGCCCCGCCACGCUGCCCCGCACGCCGCCCUCCCUGCCCAGCCCCGGCACGCCGCCCCACGGCUCUCCCAGCCCCACGGCCGCCGCCGCGCCCCACGGCGCCUCGAACUGCCCCCCGCUGCCCCCCGCCCGCUGCCGCAAAGCCGCAGCCCACGGCCCCGCGGGCUCCGCGCUGACCUAACGGGGGCGGGGGGGGGAAAGCCACGCGGGUUUUGUAUAGCUCUAUAUAUUAUAUAUAUGUGCAUCUAUAAAGAGAGACGUGUACAGGGGGUUGUACGCACGGAUUUUCCGGGCUUAGAACACGGGU
Messenger RNA from Numida meleagris (helmeted guineafowl), 742 nucleotides. RefSeq names its product polycomb group ring finger 2 (gene PCGF2). Gene Ontology annotation, biological process: negative regulation of transcription by RNA polymerase II. Lineage: Eukaryota; Metazoa; Chordata; Aves; Galliformes; Numididae. Gene Ontology annotation, cellular component: PRC1 complex. Gene Ontology annotation, molecular function: promoter-specific chromatin binding. The transcript is spliced from 5 exons. The record is from RefSeq and is a predicted model, not a curated record. The coding region runs from base 161 to 616 and encodes 151 amino acids.